CGCAGUCCGGGCCGGCAGGCCGGGUGAAAGGUAAGCGGAAGGAGCCUGUCUUUCCUUUUCCGGUCUGGGCGCCAUAGACGUUGAGGCUCCGAGAUGGGCAAGUUUAUGAAACCUGGGAAGGUGGUUCUUGUGCUGGCUGGACGUUACUCUGGCCGUAAAGCAGUUAUUGUCAAGAACAUUGAUGAUGGGACUUCAGACCGACCAUACAGCCAUGCCCUGGUUGCUGGCAUUGAUCGCUACCCACGCAAGGUGACAGCCAGUAUGGGCAAGAAGAAGAUUGCUAAGCGCUCCAAGAUCAAAUCCUUUGUGAAGGUGUACAAUUACAAUCACUUGAUGCCAACCAGGUAUUCUGUUGAUAUUCCCCUGGACAAAACCAUUGUCAACAAGGAUGUGUUCAGGGACCCUGCGCUGAAACGUAAAGCACGGCGAGAGGCCAAAGUGAAAUUUGAAGAAAGGUGAGUCUUGAAGAAAAUAUAU
Molecule: messenger RNA, 477 nt
Organism: Pogona vitticeps (central bearded dragon)
Lineage: Eukaryota; Metazoa; Chordata; Lepidosauria; Squamata; Agamidae
Source: RefSeq, a predicted model, not a curated record